Messenger RNA from Gambusia affinis (western mosquitofish), 2268 nucleotides. RefSeq names its product transmembrane protein 255B. The record is from RefSeq and is a predicted model, not a curated record. Lineage: Eukaryota; Metazoa; Chordata; Actinopteri; Cyprinodontiformes; Poeciliidae. The transcript is spliced from 9 exons. Bases 379 to 1203 code for a protein of 274 amino acids.
CAGCGUCUUGUUCCUAUAGCGACAGAAGAGGACGCUGUUUGUCAGGCAUAAAGUGCAAACCCUUUUUACAUAAAAACUGUGUUCUUUCGGGACGCUCGUUUGGAUACAGCCUCAUAAUAAUUUUCUUUGAAGAUUGCCACCUGGAGUACAAUGACAGCCAGAAAAGAGAGGAACAAAGGUCUCAAGUUUCUUUUUACCCCUGAAUGCAUCAGAGGCUGGGGCUCUCUGCACGCAGCUCACUGCUGGAGAUGCAGCAGCUUUCAUGUUUCCUCUAUCUCUCUGGACACUGAAGACUUUCUGAGGUUCUCACCAGCGGAUCGGGACGAUUACACUCCCAGGGAAAGCACUGUGGACUGGUUUUGAGGCACUUAUACCAUAAUGACCGCAAGGACCCAAAGACCUGCAGGCAAGGAGGAACACAUAAUGAACAAACCGACAGAGGUGCUGCUGAGGGUCCGGAGAGCUCUGUGGCUGGUACUGAGCAUGCUCAGUCUGUCUCUGCUGCUGGUGGUGCUUGGAGCCUACACCACGACGCGCACAGAGAGCCUGAAUGUGACUGGCUACAUGUCAGGAGUUUUUCUGACUCUUGGUUCAUUCCUGGGACUUUUAGGACUCCUCCUAGAAGAGAACGGCAAGCAAUUGCUGACGGCUGCCAUUGUGUUCCUCAGCUUCGGGAUCAUCACCUCCUUUCUGUGCCUGAUGAUUGAUGGAGUCGGUAUCCUCUUAAACAUGGACAUGCGUCCCCUGAAAGCAGGGAGGUGUCAGUUUUACAGCAGCGGCAGCAGCUUCGUCUAUGAGAACUUCUACACUACGGUGCCAUGUUGGAAUCUGAAGGAGUCCUGUAACCUGACCGUACGAAGCGGGACCUGUUACUGCUGUGACCUUUACAACUGCGCCAAUGGAGACUAUAUGAACAACUACUUUGAGUUUGUUGGAGUGCAAAGCUGUGAGGAAGUUUUCACCCUGUAUAUUUUAAUCUGGACCCUCACCGGCGUGAACCUGGUGGCCCUUUUCACCGGGAUACUGACCGCUGCCGUACUGGGAAACAUCAAGUACUUGAGGAUGUCAGAGUUUUUCCCUCCUGGAGAACAAGCUGCUCCUACUCAGAGUUUUGCUCCAAGAGUGCUCUCAGAGUCCAACCCGCCUCCCUUCAACCCGCUGACCACCCUGCUGUCUCAAAGAGUCCACGGCCUCUCUGCAUGAACCGUAGCAUCACUCCGAAAACACAUCCAGAGGAUGGAGGAAAAGAGGCGUCUGCAGAUUUUAUUCAAGAACUGAGCUUUAUGAAAUCUAAUACAGAGUUGUUACAAUGUACAGGUUCAAAAAUAUUUACUUUUGGAGGUGAUAAUGGAUGGUAAUGAGUAUCAUUCCGCCAAGGUGGACUUUUUGGUCAAGAUGUUACUUUUAUGCCCGAUGCAAUUAAAGAAAAUGCUGUGCUGUCUCAGCAAAAUUUAUAUUGAAAGUAUUUUUAAUAUGACAAAUUUUUUUCUUGGGAUUUUAACAAUCUGUUGUUGACACACUCUGCCUUGAAAAAGUACUUAUGUCACUUGACCUUCGUCACAUUUUGUCAUGCUAUAACCUCAAACAACAGAAAAAUAGGGCUUCUGAAAAGUGUGGUGUACAUUUGUAUUCAGACUUCCUGAGUUAAUACUUUGUAAAGUAACUUUUUGCCACAAUUGAAGUUGUAAGGGGUUUGUCUCUGCCAGCGUUAAUUUACAACAUUUUGUAAAUUAAGUAAAUUCAAUAAGCACUUUUUUAUUGCCACUCUUCUAUAUAAGCUACAGCUCCUCCACAGUAACCAUGGAUCUGACGGCUGCUUCUCUGAUUUACUCUCUUCUUGCAUGUAAGCUUUAGACAGAUAUCCAUGCAUUCUUAAGUUUGCAGUUUUGUCAUAUUAUUUCAAUAUUCAGAUAUUGUCUUGGACUGUGCUCAACAAUGUUCAAAGUUUGGGAAAUCACUCUGUAAACUAACCCUGCUUUAACCUUUCUGAUGUUUUCCUUGGAGACAAAAUGUGGAAAGUAUCAGAGUCUAUGAGUCGAGCCUUAGUCCAAAUGCACCAUCAACUGAAGUCAAGAAAUAAACAGUGUCUUCUACAAUUUCUAGAAGAAAUUGACAGAUAAUCAUGUUUUAACAGUUACGCUUCAUAAAUGAAUAUAACAAAAGUCUGACUCAAGGUGUUUUAACACAUGUAUGAGCUGUAACUUCGGUCUCUGUAAAGUAGAAAAGUAAAAGAUUUGUGUGAAACCAAACAGAAGUUUUCAUACAACA